CGACAACAAUUGCUAUUGUGUGUGGCCUGGCCUUUUGACAAGUAAACAAUUUUCUUAUAAUCACAAUUAAAUAGGACAAAUUGUAAAAAUUUUUACAUAAAUUCUGCUAAAAAAGGCAGCAGGCAUCUUGGCGUCACCCUACCUAAAAUUUUGCCCCGGUUUUUCUUAUAGUUUCUCAGCAUGGAAUCUGAGCCGCCAGCUACCUCAAUGGUAGACAAUAAUUCAGCGGGAAAUAAUGUGCCGCACAAUGAAUCAACUCCAAUGGACACUGAUGAAAAUGUUAAUAAUAAUCCGGAAAAUGCUGCAGAAACAAGCGGUCUUUCCGAACAUCAAAUGGAUACUGAUAAUGCCAACAAUGAAGGCCAGCCCAUGGAUAAUUUACCACCGGCCAGCACUAAUGCCAGCGAAACAUCUUCUGCUGGCAACAAUACAUCGCAAACAGAACAAUUAGAUGCUUCCCAUGAGAAUUUAGCAACAUUAGCUGCUGUUUCUGCUGCCGGAGCAGCAGAACCUAAUGCAAAUAAUUCUGCACAACAAAACCAGACGGCAGCAAUGGAUUCUUCUGCAGCUAGCAAUCAAUCAACAGCUGAGGAAACAAAUAAAUCUACUAGUAAUAGCAGUACAAAUAAUACCAACCCCACAACAACUCCUGCUAAUACUUCUAUUGCUACAAACCCCCCAAAUCCUCCUUUAGACGAGGAAGAUGCUAAAUGGCAUACGGUGGGUGUUUUCCCUGGACUCUCCACUACCGUCACCAGCUAUAUAGAUAACACAGUUUGGUCCUCUUCGGGAUAUCAAUUAAAUGCUGAUGAUAUACCUGAUUUAACUCACCAUCCUCGUAUUAAUUUAGAGCCGGGUACGGCCUAUCGUUUUCGCAUACGCGCCCUGAAUUCUGUGGGCACUAGUGAUUGGAGCGAGAUAUCUAGUUUUAAAACCUGUUUGCCUGGUUUUCCGGGAGCCCCUUCGGCUAUCAAAAUAUCGAAAUCUUCAGAGGGUGCUCAUCUCACCUGGGAGCCACCACCAAGCUGUGUUAGUUCCAAUGAAAUUGUGGAAUAUUCCGUUUAUCUGGCUGUCAAACCAGGCAAAGAAAAAGAGACAAAGGCCGGUCAAAGAGCUCCGGCUCAACUGGCAUUUGUACGCGUUUAUGUGGGAGCAGCUAAUCAAUGUACUGUUUCGCACACUUCGCUAUCGGCGGCUCAUGUUGAUUGCUCCAAUAAGCCGGCUAUAAUCUUUCGCAUAGCUGCCCGCAAUGAAAAAGGCUAUGGACCGGCCACUCAAGUUAGGUGGCUACAAGAUCCUGUACAAAAUUCGGCUAACAAUUCAAGUUUGGGCCCUAAUAGUUUGCUGUCUCCCACACGUGUUAAACCUGAACUUACCGGAGCUUCGCCUAGCAAACGUUUUAAGGCCGCAGUUGGUGGUGGACCGGGUGGACGCUAAGGGAUUCAUUAUUCUUUUUUUAGAUUUUACUUAUUCUUAUAAUAGAUUUUUUCUUUUUUAUCCAAAACGUUACAAAUUCAUAGUUUGUAAAGCAACAAAUUUAUAAAACAGAAAUUAAUUAACAACUUUAUAAGUUAUUAAGCCUUAAUCAUAAUCAAAUUUUAAGUUUAUCAAAGGUUUUGAUAAACUUAAAUAUUGUUUAUGAUUAUGGGGGAUUAUAAGUAACAAAAACUUCAUUAUAAAACAAAACAGUUAAUUAUAACAAAACAAAUAUACAUUUAAGUUUAAUUUACUCUGUCAACUAAAUUGUACUUUAAAAUAAACUUAAAUUAACAAAUAAAACAAUGUGUAAAAAUAAAAA
Messenger RNA from Calliphora vicina (urban bluebottle blowfly), 1798 nucleotides. Its product is annotated as host cell factor-like. Gene Ontology annotation, biological process: chromatin remodeling; regulation of DNA-templated transcription. The coding region runs from base 181 to 1437 and encodes 418 amino acids. The record is from RefSeq and is a predicted model, not a curated record. The transcript is spliced from 3 exons. Gene Ontology annotation, molecular function: protein binding; transcription coactivator activity. NCBI's taxonomy places the organism in Eukaryota, Metazoa, Arthropoda, Insecta, Diptera, Calliphoridae. Gene Ontology annotation, cellular component: histone methyltransferase complex.